UGAGAAGUGUCUUUGUCCUUUGUUUACAAACAAAGACUUCAGUUGUGUCAUUCUGUCGUUUGAGUCAUUAUUAGUAAUGGUUGUUUGGUAUAAAAUUGAUAUAAUUAAUUAAGUGUUACUAUCACGACUCCGGUUUGUUGUGAGUGGAGAUCAUUCUAAUAUGUUUUUGGAGACUUCAGUUGUUUGCUUUAUUUUAAUUAAUAUUUUAACUGGAGAAACACAUACAGCUCAUGGAUCAUUAAAGACAAAUGGAAAGUCUGAAAAGUUUGAUCCAAACGUUUUAUUAGAAAUUAACACUAGUAGUAAUAGUGUUGAACAUGUAACUCAAAGUAUCAGUGGGUGUCACAACUUCAAACAGUCUGAUCACAAGAAUAAACCACAUACCAAAACUAAUAGACUAUUUUCUGAACCUGCUUUUCAACAAUUGGAAAAGGAGUUGUACAAGUCAAGGAAGGAAAGAAUCAAACAGCUCCUCAACCAUCUACCACCAUACAGUUCUCCUUUUCAAGGUUGUGCCAACGAAUCUUUUCCAAGUACAAAAUCUGGAAAGGUGGCAACAUUUAAAAUAGAUCUCGGUGCUAAACCAGAGGAUAGAUGGAUGAAGGUGGUGAAACAAAAGAGAUCUGAGAUAAAGAGGUUGGCAGAUUUCUUUGAACACAAAUUUGGCACAAAGGUGAUGAAUAUUGUAGACAAAUAUAUCUCAUGGCUUCAUCAAUCCCUACCUCACGAGUACUUCAUGGAGCUGAAGGGCAUUGCCAACUGGACAGGACUCAGCAUAGGGAGAGUGACUCUCUACAAUAUCUUCUACGAGUUCUUCUCCAUCUGUACUUCUAUCGUCAUGGAGGGAAACGAUGGUCAUAUGUAUCAUGGUCGUAACCUUGACUUUGGAUUAUUCAUGGGGUGGGAUGCUAAAAACCAUACAUGGUUUUUAACAGAGAUUCUGCGUCCAUUGAUUGUGAAAGUUGAUUUCUUCAAGGAUGGGAAACCACUCUACUCAGCAGUGUCUUAUGCUGGAUUCACAGGAGUGUUGACUGGUGUGAAGAAGGGUAGAUUCAGCCUGAGUGUGAACGAGAGGUUUAUCUCUAAUGGAGGUUAUGUAGGGCUGGUUGAGUGGAUACUGGGGCGUCGAGAUCUGGCGUGGCUGGGUCUCCUCACUCGCAGAGUCAUGCAGACAGCACAGAGCUAUCAGCAGGCUCAGGACAUGUUGGCCUCUACUCCUCUAGUGGCCCCUGUCUACUUCAUAUUGGCUGGCAACGCCUCCCACCAGGGAUGUAUCAUAACUCGAGGCAGGAGCAGUUUUGACAUUUGGCCUCUGGGUAGUCGGCACAAGGGUCAGUCAGGUGACUGGUACCUGGUAGAGACCAACUUUGAUCACUGGAGCCAGACACCUUUCUAUGAUCACCGACGCGAGUAUGCUGUGCAAUGUAUGGACCAGGCCGGCCAGCAGAAGCCACUGCAAACCUUGUAUAGUGUUCUAUCAACUCGGCCUGUACUCAACAAGGAAACAACUCUGACAGCUGUGAUGGACGUCUCUGCGGGCCGACUGCAAGUCUGGGAGAGGGACUGUGAGGAUCCUUGUUGGCCUUUUUAGCAUUUCAAUACUUAUAUUUUUUUCUAAUAAUACCAAUAGACUAUAGCACUUUGGUAGAUAUUAUGUUUAUCAACUAAGAGUAAAGGUUAAUAACUUCUUAUAUUUUUUUUCUAAUAAUACCAAUAGACUAUAGGCACUUUGGUAGAUAUUAUUUUAUCAAUUAAGAGUAAAGGUUGAUAACUUCCUUGGAAAGGAGACUAACCUAGAAAUAAUUGUAGUAAUCAAUUCUUUUAAUGAUAAUCUAUGAUUCUAAAUGUUUAUUCAGUGAACAGUUAAACACUUUAGAAAUAUAAGUCUAUUGUCUGUCCUAGUUUAUGUAGUACACAGGAUUUUAUUAUUUUAAAUUUUAAAAUACCAGUAUCAUAACACUAUUAAUUAUAUCAUAUUGUUGUUAUAUUCAAUCUAAGUUCACUAGGAUACUAAAUUUGAACAUUGGCUGUUUGACUUCGUAUGUGCCUGUGAUGAUAGCUUUCCUUAGUAUCAAUUUCUAUUGUAAUUUGUGUAAAAUAUUUUAACAUUGGUUAGUGAAUUCUAUAAACUUACAAACAUUAAAUUAAAAUAUUUUUACCAUCAAAGAAUAAUACUAAAGGACGAUAAAGUCCUGUUAAUACAAACUAUUUGUUUUCAUUUUUUGAAGGAAACAAGAUUUUUCCGGACAUCUGCCAUCGUUCAGUGAUGCCAAAAUCAGUAACACUAAGUUUAGAUCUGCAAUCUGAUCUCUUCUUGAGGUAAAUAAUUAACCUAACACAUAAUUACAAACUAGGUUAAAAUAAACAAAUCAUACCAGAGUGUUUACAUAAAUAAUCUCAAACCUGUACAUAAAUAACACUUAUUAAAUGAAGGUAAAUUUUCGAAAGAAUAUAGUCUUUCUGUAUUUAAAACUAAAAUUGUGUUUCAUCGAUUUACUUUACAUUAUGAAUAAAUAUCCAGUUUCAUGUGUUAAAUAACUAGUAGAGAAUAGAUAUUAGGUAUAAAUAGUGUUGACAUUAUAUCACUGCUGUUGCACACUGUUUCUGUUAUCUAGUUAACAAAUUAUCUUGGUCAUGCUUACCUGUACUGGAUUCACUGUGUGUUGAGACCGAAGCUAUGCCCACACUGUGGUGAGCCUCUGGGGUUGUGACCAAUUGUAGAGUGAAACCGGACAAAGUCCAUGUGAACAUAUGAUACCCCUGACCUGAUAAAAGAUGUUGACGUUUCUUCAGGGCAUAUUACAAACGAUGCACCAGUGAUAUAAGUGAUUGUCGUUUACUAAAGCGUUAAGGGACAAGCAGUUAAGUUGACCGCUUAUGAAUUGGCUGGUCAUGGCAGUGGUGGGCGGCGCAUCACUCUCAUUGUUUGGUGGAUGAUAAUAAAGCAGAUCUAAAAUUUGAAGAAAUAACACAAAAAACAUUAAUUUUGCAGAUUGUAUUAGAAAAUAUAUUAUUAAUAUUUCGUUUACGUAGAAUAAGCUCUGUUAGUAUAGAUAAAAUGAGGCAGCCUAUAUCAUAUGUAAAACAUAAUAAUAUGAAUGUGUACUCUGUUUCUUGGUUA
Messenger RNA from Homalodisca vitripennis (glassy-winged sharpshooter), 3121 nucleotides. RefSeq names its product acid ceramidase-like. The transcript is spliced from 9 exons. Bases 161 to 1591 code for a protein of 476 amino acids. Gene Ontology annotation, molecular function: N-acylsphingosine amidohydrolase activity. Lineage: Eukaryota; Metazoa; Arthropoda; Insecta; Hemiptera; Cicadellidae. The record is from RefSeq and is a predicted model, not a curated record.